UGAUAUGUCUAUGGAAAGAGUCCGACUUUUCAUGGAGUGAUCAUUUAUCGUGUAGAGAAAAAAUAUUUAGUGUGAAAAAUGGCGCUCAUAUCCUUUACUGUUGAACGUGUAUGAAUAUUGACUCGUAUAAGUAACUUAAUAUUUUGUUUUACAACCGGUUACGUUUUCCACUUAUCAAUUAACUUUAUUGUUACUAUUAAAUAAAUAAACAACAACACAUUUUGAAGAAGAAUGUUUUGAAAUUCGUCUAGUUUUUAUAGUUUGUAGUUCAAAAGUAACGCAGUCCUAAUGAUGGCCCAUUCGGGUGUACCUGCUGGGAAAAGGAAGGAGAUUUAUAAAUACAUAGCUCCAUGGCCUUUGUACAGCAUGAAUUGGUCCGUAAGGCCAGACAAACGGUUUCGUUUAGCUUUAGGUAGUUUUGUCGAAGAAUAUAACAAUAAGGUGCAAAUCGUGUCCCUUGAUGAAGACACCAGCGAGUUUUCCGCCAAGAGUACUUUUGACCAUCCAUAUCCUACUACGAAAAUCAUGUGGAUACCUGAUAGUAAGGGUAUUUUACCGGAUUUACUUGCAACUAGUGGUGACUACUUGAGGGUUUGGCGAGCUGGUGAACCUGAAACAAGACUAGAGUGUGUGUUAAACAAUAACAAGAAUUCUGAUUUCUGUGCACCUCUGACAAGUUUCGAUUGGAAUGAGGUGGAUCCUAAUCUAAUAGGGACUUCGUCGAUCGACACCACUUGCACAAUUUGGGGUUUAGAAACUGGUCAAAUUCUAGGAAGAGUGAAUCUGGUUUCUGGACAUGUUAAAACACAAUUGAUCGCCCACGACAAGGAGGUGUACGACAUCGCAUUUUCUAGAGCAGGGGGUGGUCGUGAUAUGUUUGCGUCCGUUGGUGCUGAUGGAUCCGUUCGUAUGUUUGAUUUGCGCCACUUAGAGCACUCGACUAUAAUUUACGAAGACCCUGCACACACACCUUUAUUACGCUUAGCUUGGAAUAAACAAGAUCCCAAUUAUUUAGCUACUGUUGCAAUGGAUUCGUGCGAAGUUAUCAUUUUAGAUGUCAGAGUUCCUUGUACGCCUGUCGCUAGACUGAACAAUCACAGGGCAUGCGUUAAUGGAAUUGCGUGGGCUCCUCAUUCGAGUUGUCACAUAUGUACAGCCGCUGACGAUCAUCAAGCUCUUAUUUGGGAUAUACAACAAAUGCCACGAGCGAUUGAAGAUCCUAUACUAGCUUAUACGGCAGCUGAAGGCGAAGUAAAUCAAAUACAAUGGGGAGCAACUCAACCUGACUGGAUCGCAAUAUGUUAUAAUAAAUCUCUGGAAAUAUUACGUGUAUAAAAAUAACAGUAUUUUAUAUUAAUUUAUUUAUUAACUGUAAGAAUUUUUAAUUUAAGGAAAAUAUUUGCUUUCAUAAUGCACUUUUAUACAUUUUUCAUAUGUAUUGUGUAUAUAUAACUACGAUUUAGGAAAAUAAAGUGUGAAAUCAGUAAUUUA
Photinus pyralis (common eastern firefly) is the source of this 1491-nucleotide messenger RNA. RefSeq names its product DDB1- and CUL4-associated factor 7 (gene wap). Gene Ontology annotation, cellular component: nucleus. Bases 289 to 1335 code for a protein of 348 amino acids. The transcript has 2 exons. The record is from RefSeq and is a predicted model, not a curated record. Lineage: Eukaryota; Metazoa; Arthropoda; Insecta; Coleoptera; Lampyridae. Gene Ontology annotation, molecular function: protein binding.